Dichotomopilus funicola is the source of this 861-nucleotide messenger RNA. Its product is annotated as beta-lactamase-like protein. The coding region runs from base 1 to 861 and encodes 286 amino acids. The record is from RefSeq and is a predicted model, not a curated record. Lineage: Eukaryota; Fungi; Ascomycota; Sordariomycetes; Sordariales; Chaetomiaceae. The transcript is spliced from 2 exons.
AUGUCGUCCAAACUCAUUCCCUCAAAACCCGAUGAUGUGAUGGUGAUUCGCGACAUCACCCCAAAUGUCGUGACUUUCUCCGUCCCCUUCCUCCGCCAUGGACAGUUCCCCAUCGGCGGUCGUGGCACGGCUGUCCGUCUCACCUCAGGCGGUCUCGCCAUCUUCUCCCCCGUAGCCCUCACUCCCUCCGCCCAAGCCAAAAUCACCUCCCUAGGCGGCGACGUGCGCUACCUCAUCGCAACCGACUUCGAGCACCACAUCUUCCUCUCUGAAUGGGCCGCCGCCUACCCCAACGCCAAACUCGUCGGACCCGAGGGGCUCCCCGAAAAACGCGCCAAGGUGCACAACGACCCCAAGAUCGGCCACGAGCCGUUUGCGGUCGUCAUCACAAGGGACCAGAGCAGCAGCGCCCCCGAGGCUACGCGCAAACCUAUCCACAUCGGCGAGGAUUUUGACGCUGAUUUUGAGGUGGAGUACCUCCCCACGCACCCGAACAAGGAACUAGUCUUCUUCUACCGCCCGGACCGCGUACUGGUGCAGGCGGAUCUAAUGUUCAACCUGCCGGCGGUGGAGCAGUACUCGCGGGUUCCGGAGGCGGAGAAGCCGCGGAUGGGGGUGCUGCAGCGGUUUUUCAACAGUUUCCAGAAUACGGAGGGGGAGGCGCUGGGGAUGAAGCGGUUUUUGUGGCAUGUGGUGAGUCGCGGGGAUAGGGAAGGGUUUGAGAAGAGUGUGAAGAGGAUUGCGGGGUGGGAUUUUGAGACGGUGGUGCCGUGUCAUGGGGAGACGAUUGUGGGGGGUGGGAAGGGGGUGUUUGAGAAGGUGUUUUCGUGGCAUUUGGUGGGGAAGGGGGCGAGUAAGUGA